Penicillium brevicompactum is the source of this 963-nucleotide messenger RNA. RefSeq lists its product as uncharacterized. NCBI's taxonomy places the organism in Eukaryota, Fungi, Ascomycota, Eurotiomycetes, Eurotiales, Aspergillaceae. The record is from RefSeq and is a predicted model, not a curated record. The transcript has a single exon. Bases 1 to 963 code for a protein of 320 amino acids.
AUGGCCGAAUCCGCCAACGACAUUGCAUCCUCUCUGAUUCAAGACUAUGGAAACUCAGAUACCGUCCGCACUGCAAUCUUUGCCGCUUUCUCGGCAGUGGCUUGGUACAAUGCCAUCGAGCUCAUCGUCCUCUGCUUCGUCUCCUUCAAACGCUGGAACGGCACCUAUUUUUGGAGUUUACUUGUCGCAUCCUCGUCCAUCGUCCCCCAUGUUCUCAGCUACGUCCUCUUGUUAUUUCAGACGGGCGUCACACCAUGGUUGUGCAUCACACUCAUCCUCAUCAGCUGGGUGGGGAUGGUAACAGGCCAAUCGAUGGUCCUUUGGUCGCGACUACAUCUGGUUCUGCAGAAUACAAAAAUUCUGUAUGGGGUACUGUGGAUGAUAUGUAUCGACGCCGUUCUGUUCCAUCUCCCUACAGCCGUGGUGCUGUACGGAUCAGUCGCGCACCCUGUUGGGCCCUGGGCGCGUGGGUAUGCGAUCAUGGAACGGAUCCAACUUGUUGGAUUCUGUAUUCAGGAGUUGAUCAUUUCCAGCAUCUACGUCUGGGAAACCGUGAAGUUGCUCCGACUACGACCGGAAGGUCGUCCACAGGGGAUCUUGAAUCAGUUACUUAUCAUUAAUAUCGUCAUUCUUCUCCUCGACAUUGCCAUUGUCGUCAUCGAAUAUGUCGGCUACUACGCUGUCCAGGUCAUGGUCAAACCAGUGGUCUACAGCAUUAAGUUGAAACUCGAGUACGCAAUUCUCGGCAAACUGGUUGCUAUUGCGCGCGGCAGCUACGACAGUCAAGAACUACCGUCAAGUACUCGUGAAAUCAACGAGGUCAGCUCGUUACCAUCCGGCGACACUUCCAACUUAGAGUCGAGACGCACCAGUCAUCGGCAAUAUAGUUCCCCUUGGUUCUGGGAGGGGAUGGCAUCGCCUCAUGCUACUUCUACUUCCUCUGGGAUGCUGCAAACUCCCUAA